Messenger RNA from Toxotes jaculatrix (banded archerfish), 1748 nucleotides. It is a transcript of the gene apex1, whose product is annotated as APEX nuclease (multifunctional DNA repair enzyme) 1. The record is from RefSeq and is a predicted model, not a curated record. NCBI's taxonomy places the organism in Eukaryota, Metazoa, Chordata, Actinopteri, Toxotidae. Bases 195 to 1127 code for a protein of 310 amino acids. Gene Ontology annotation, biological process: base-excision repair. The transcript is spliced from 5 exons. Gene Ontology annotation, molecular function: double-stranded DNA 3'-5' DNA exonuclease activity; DNA-(apurinic or apyrimidinic site) endonuclease activity; endonuclease activity. Gene Ontology annotation, cellular component: nucleus.
AGCACGUGGUCAGAAAUCUUUGCUGUGCUUUGUAUGUGUGUAUGAGUGAAACAGAGUGUGUUUUGGGGGAGUGACUGGGAAGCAGCACUUGUCUAAUCUGUGCAUCCUGUUGUGAGAGUACAACGGCGUGUGUGCUGUUGUGUGUGCGUGUUGUGUGUCUGCGAGGUGUGUUUGCUGUCAGAGCGAGUUCAAGUAUGAAGAGAGGCAAGAAGGCAGAGGAGGCGGCUGCAGACGGGGAAAAUGACACCGGCUCUGCUGCUGCAAAGAAAGCAAAGAAGGCUAAGGAACCAGAGGCCCCGGUACUGUACGAUGAUCCUCCUGACAAAAUGACCAGCAAAGAUGGACGAGAUGCCAACAUGAAGAUCACCUCCUGGAAUGUGGACGGGCUGAGGGCCUGGGUGAAAAAGAAGGGCCUGGAUUGGGUACGCGAGGAGGCUCCAGAUAUUUUGUGCCUUCAAGAGACCAAGUGUGCAGAGAAGGACCUCCCUGCUGAGAUCACCUCAAUGCCAGAGUACCCGCACAAGUACUGGGCUGCCUCAGAUGACAAAGGGGGCUACAGUGGUGUGGCCAUGCUGUGCAAGACUGAACCACUUAAAGUAACCUAUGGCAUUGGCAAAGAGGAGCAUGACAACGAGGGCCGCGUCAUCACUGCCGAGUUCCCCAACUUCUACCUGGUGACCGCCUACGUGCCAAACGCCAGCAGAGGCCUUGUGCGCCUAGAUUACCGCAAAACCUGGGACGUGGACUUCCGGGCAUAUCUGAGUGAGCUGGACAUACAGAAGCCCCUGGUGCUGUGCGGUGACCUGAACGUCGCACACCAAGAGAUCGACCUGAAGAACCCCAAAGGGAACAAGAAAAACGCAGGCUUCACCCCUGAGGAGCGCGAGGGCUUCAGCCAGCUGCUGGCGGCCGGUUUCACCGACAGCUUUCGCGAGCUUUACCCUGAGCAGACCAACGCCUACACCUUCUGGACCUACAUGAUGAACGCCCGUGCGAAGAACGUGGGCUGGAGGCUCGAUUACUUUUUGCUGUCGUCCUCUUUGGUGCCAGGCCUGUGCGACAGCAAGAUCCGCAACAAGGCAAUGGGAAGCGACCACUGCCCCAUCACUCUGCACAUAGCUGUGUAGGUCACUGUGGGCAGCAGGGUUCCUACUUUGCCAAGCCUGCACUUUUUUCUUUAUACUUUUGUUCUAACUUGGUAAAAACGAUCAUAUACGCUGAUGUGUGCUCUGCUAGAGUGAAGCAACACCUUCUUGGGCACAAUUCUGCAUCUGUUGACAUGUCUCAUGGGUGAAGUCCUGCCCAGUCUCACUCAGUCAGUAAAGUCAGCAGUAGCUUAGUUGUCUUGUACGUUUGUCUUUAUCAUAUGAAAGUUUCAUAAAAUUACUCUACAACAAAACACAACACAACAUGCCCAUUUGUCGUCUUCCUGUAAUUGAAGUUUGUCAGAAAACCCAGUGAUGUACACCUGAAUUCAUCUUGGCAAUUCUGUAAAAACACAACACUAAAUACCAAAAGAUGUCUAAGCUGAUUUUCAACAAUGACCUUUGACCAGCUGUAAAACUGUUUCAGCGUGGUUCCUGUGUGUAGCGCUGCUGAGCUGAAACACAGGCCCAUGUUUUUUUCUUUUUUUUUGUGUGUUACUCUUUAAAAUCAAACUACUGCUGUUAAGAGAAAAUGUAUUUUUGUUGUAGCAUAAACUGUUUUAAGCCUCCUUUCCAAACCAGUGUUAAAUUUUCUGUUGUUUA